AUGGUGCAAGCAUUCAAUGAAAACGGAUCCAUAAACCAUUAUAAUUACAACUAUGUGAUGGGUGCUAUCAUGGCGUAUUUGGUGCACUGCAACGCCGCACGAAACGAGCUUUGUUACAAGACUCGUUAUGGCAACAUGUGUGGAGCCGGCGAAGGGAUGCCGAUGCAGCGGACUAGAACCGGUCGAACACCGACAUGUCUUGAGAUCGGAGCAAUUUUGGGUAGGAAGAUACCCCCUACCAAAGCACCACCAUAG
Messenger RNA from Cooperia oncophora, 255 nucleotides. The record is from the annotation of a GenBank genome assembly. Lineage: Eukaryota; Metazoa; Nematoda; Chromadorea; Rhabditida; Trichostrongylidae.